Messenger RNA from Zea mays, 1008 nucleotides. RefSeq lists its product as uncharacterized. NCBI's taxonomy places the organism in Eukaryota, Viridiplantae, Streptophyta, Magnoliopsida, Poales, Poaceae. The transcript has a single exon. The record is from RefSeq and is marked validated. The coding region runs from base 73 to 348 and encodes 91 amino acids.
AUCAAAUCUCCAACCGUAAUUUCCUCUCCCUGCUAGCCGCCGCUCUCUCCUCCUUCCCCUUGCUUCUCUCCCAUGCAGCGCCGCCCAGCCCUUGAAGCCGACCCGGCCGCCCGAGCUCAAGCCCCGAGCUGCGCAGCCACCCAGCCCCACCCGCAGGUGCCGCGACCCGGCCACCCGCGUCCGACCGCACCAGGAAGCCGCCAGGACCCGCUGCCGUGCCCCUGCACCUGCACGCCCGCGACGCCCAGGCGCGACUGCCUCGCGCCGCCAUCCGCCGAGCCCCAGGCGCGCAACCCCGGGAGCCGAACCAAGCUGACCGCCUUGCCCUUCCUCGACGCGCGAAACUAGGAGCAGCCGCGCCAGCCGUGACUCGACCGACCCCGCGCGUCCACCUCACCGUGACCGACGCGCCCUGCGCACAUCCUCGCCGCGCGACUCGAAGCGCAAGUGCCGCAGUCCGUUCGUCUCACGAUUUACUGGAGCAUUACUACAUCCGUUUCCUUUCCCCAUUAUUCUCUCUGGUAACGUCGCCAUUGAUGGUGCCAUAAUGCUGCCGACGCGUCUCUCUGGCUGACUCUCCAUCUUCUCUCUCUUCUCUAUAAAAGACAGCAGAGCCUCUCUCUAUUUUCCCGUACCCAAGCUCGCCCCUCUCUCACUCUGUUGCUCGCCGUCGUACGUCGUCGCCGGAGCUCGCUGUUCCUCGCCGGAGCUUGUACCCCACCGUCAGAACGCUCACCAACGACCACGUCCGGAAUCCCUGCCCACGCGCGCGCAGCAGCACCCCGGCAACCGUGCCCACGCCGUUCGCCGUCAUCCGUUCAUCCCAAGGUCGAAGACAACCCGAAAUAUUUAUUUUCUAAAUCAUGUUUUGAAUUUAUUGUGAGUUAUUGUUGUAAUAUUAUGAUGAUGCGAUUUGGUGAUUCGUAUAUGAUUGUAGGGAUUUUGUUUUAUACGUGUAGUCAAAAUCGAACCCCGCGACAAUGCUUUAAUAUGUGUAUGAUUUUAUAA